Messenger RNA from Ziziphus jujuba (common jujube), 1528 nucleotides. Its product is annotated as fructose-1,6-bisphosphatase, chloroplastic-like. Lineage: Eukaryota; Viridiplantae; Streptophyta; Magnoliopsida; Rosales; Rhamnaceae. The record is from RefSeq and is a predicted model, not a curated record. Gene Ontology annotation, cellular component: cytoplasm; cytosol. The coding region runs from base 171 to 1409 and encodes 412 amino acids. Gene Ontology annotation, molecular function: fructose 1,6-bisphosphate 1-phosphatase activity. Gene Ontology annotation, biological process: gluconeogenesis; fructose 6-phosphate metabolic process; fructose metabolic process. The transcript is spliced from 4 exons.
AGGAAGAUAAGUGGGACCCAGAGUAACAGAAAUCUUUUGCCAACCUCACAUUCUCCCUCGCAAUCCUACUAAACACCCCAAAUGACAAUGGAAGAAAGUUGAAGAAGAUAACUGAACAGGAAAGCAAGAAUUAGCAGAGCAGAAAAAACUAAGCAAAAGCAAGCCCAACCAUGGUUGCAGCAACAGUAGCAGCAACAUCACCUUCCCAGCUCCUUCUCUACUCUAGCUCUCGUUCCAUCUCUCAGCUCUCUCCACUCCAACUCUGCUUCUUUGACUCCAGAGCUUCCCCUUCAUUUCCAAACCACAACCAUGGAAAGAGAAGGCAAGUGGGUUUUGGAGUGAAGUGCAUGGCAAUAGCAGCAGAGACAGAGACAAAGAAAAAGAGUGGAUAUGAGAUUCAAACGCUCACAAACUGGUUGUUGAAGCAAGAACAAGCAGGUGUGAUUGAUGCAGAGCUUACCAUUGUCAUAUCCAGCAUUUCCAUGGCUUGCAAGCAGAUUGCUUCUCUGGUUCAGAGAGCUAGCAUCUCCAACCUUACAGGAAUUCAAGGUGCUGUCAACGUCCAAGGAGAGGACCAAAAGAAACUAGAUGUCGUUUCUAAUGAGGUUUUCUCCAAUUGCCUGAGAUCAAGUGGAAGAACAGGAAUUAUAGCAUCAGAGGAAGAAGAUGUACCAGUGGCAGUAGAAGAGAGUUACUCAGGCAAUUACAUUGUUGUAUUUGAUCCUCUUGAUGGCUCAUCCAACAUUGAUGCAGCAGUGUCCACUGGCUCCAUCUUCGGAAUAUACAGCCCAAACGAUGAGUGCCUUGCCGACAUCGGUGAUGACACCACGCUUGACAAAACAGAACAAAGGUGUAUUGUGAAUGUAUGCCAACCAGGAAGCAACCUACUUGCUGCUGGGUAUUGCAUGUAUUCAAGCUCAAUAAUCUUUGUGCUGACAUUAGGGAAAGGAGUAUUUGCUUUCACUUUGGACCCCAUGUAUGGGGAAUUCGUUUUGACACAGGAAAACGUACAGAUACCAAAAGCAGGGAAGAUUUAUGCGUUUAAUGAAGGGAACUAUCAGCUGUGGGAUGACAAAUUGAAGAAGUACAUUGAUGAUCUUAAGGACCCUGGUCCGAGUGGGAAGCCUUACUCAGCUAGAUAUAUUGGUAGUUUGGUUGGGGACUUUCAUCGAACACUUUUAUAUGGUGGGAUUUAUGGGUACCCAAGAGACAAGAAGAGCAAGAAUGGGAAGCUGAGGCUCUUGUAUGAAUGUGCACCCAUGAGCUUCAUUGUGGAACAAGCUGGUGGCAAAGGAUCUGAUGGGCAUCAGAGAGUUCUUGAUAUCACCCCUGUUGAAAUCCAUCAGCGUGUUCCACUUUACAUUGGAAGUGUGGAGGAGGUGGAGAAAUUGGAGAAGUAUUUAGCUUGAUCUGAAUUGUAAAAUGCAAAGAAACAUGCAAGUUUUGUCUGUGAAAUUAAUGUUCUAUGACAAUUUUCCAAGAAAUACAGUGAAUUAAAGUACAGGAACAAAACAAUGUGAUUCCUUUA